UACUUUUGAUUAAAAAUGUGUCUCCAGUUUAAAAAAGAGUAUAAAAUCACUGUCAAAAACUUGCAGGAAAACAGAAAAAGGAAGUUGAAAUCGCGUCACACAGCGUGCGCGGGGCCGGGAUUUCGGAGGGAGGCUCGGCUUCUCCGCGGCCAGUCGCGUCCGGUCCGGUUGACACCCCCGCGGGAGGCAACGGUCCGGAACCGACCACGCACGGCCCGCGGCCCCGGCGGGGCCGGUUUGCGCAGGCGCGCGGGGCGGAGCCGGCGCGGGGGGCGGGGCUUCGCGAGGGGGCCCGAGCUUCUCAGCCGCCGGGGCGAGCGCGGCCGCGAAAGCCGCGGCCCGAGGGCGGGGCGAGGGCGGAGCGCGGCGGCCAUGCAGGCGGCGGACGCAGCCGCCGGCGCGAGCGGCGCGGCGGGCGGCUCCGAGGGCCCAGGCCGCAGGGGUGCCCCUGGCGGCCGGGGCCGCCCCCGCGGCGCGGGCGCUGCUGCCGUAGCCGCCGCGGGCGUUCCGCCUGUGGCGCCGGCCCAGCGCACUUCGGAAGAGGGCGGAGACCCCGCGUCCGCAGCCAAAAGGCCACGGAGCCGAGCACACGUCUUCGCCCUAAGCGUGCCGUUCCCGUCCUCCUGGGAGGCAGAGAUCGCCCGCGGCUCGCUGGCCCCAGAUGCUGAGCCCCACCGAGGGGCGGUUGGGAAGGAGCUCACAGUGAGCGGCAGCGACCUGGCCGUCCACUGGAGAGCUGACGAUUCCCGCCUCCUCCGAAUUUCCAUCGUAAACUUUCUUGACCAGCUUUCCCUGGUGAUUCGGACCAUGCAGCGCUUUGGGCCCCCUGUUAGCCGCUAAGCCAGGGCUGGGGAGAGGGGCCAAGGUCUGCCCUGUGUCCCUUCCCAGACAGUGCAGCCCUCCUGGGGCAGCGAUUCCUGCCAGAAUUGCCACUUUAUUAUGGGGGCUUCAUCUUUUGCCCGUACUGGCCCUUGCGCACUCAGGAUCCGCUUAUUUGUUUGGUGCUUAAAUGUUUCGUAACCACAGAAAAUAAAAUCGAGCUUCGAGGCUA
This is a messenger RNA of Sus scrofa (pig), 1051 nucleotides long. NCBI's taxonomy places the organism in Eukaryota, Metazoa, Chordata, Mammalia, Artiodactyla, Suidae. The record is from RefSeq and is a predicted model, not a curated record.